CCUUCCGUUAUCACCACAAACCCUAGACACACAACGCUUCCUUAUAAAUACUCACUCAUAUUCCACACUUCAUCAUCAUCAACACAGCAACAAUGGCUGUGCCGAUCCUCACAAAGAAGAUCGUUAAGAAAAGGGUCAAGAAAUUCAUUAGACCCCAAAGCGAUCGCAAGAUCUGUGUAAAGGAAAAUUGGCGUAGACCCAAGGGUAUAGAUUCUCGUGUUAGGAGAAAGUUUAAAGGAUGUACUUUGAUGCCAAAUAUUGGUUAUGGGUCUGACAAGAAGACUAGGCAUUAUCUUCCAAAUGGUUUCAAGAAAUUUCUUGUUAGUAAUGUUAAUGAUUUGGAGUUGCUUAUGAUGCACAAUAGGACUUAUUGUGCUGAAAUUGCACACAAUGUAUCUACAAGAAAGAGGAAGGAUAUAGUAGAGAGAGCUGCACAACUUGAUGUUGUUGUAACAAACAAAUUAGCUAGACUAAGAAGCCAAGAGGAUGAAUAGUUUUGUAGUGAUCUUUUAGGAGUUUUUUAUAUUGGUUUAUACUUUCGGAUGAUAUGAUAUUUUUGUUCUAAAAUGAUGUACAAACAUUCUAUAUAACCCUAGUCUAUAGAGAAUACUUGUUACA
Trifolium pratense (red clover) is the source of this 618-nucleotide messenger RNA. RefSeq names its product 60S ribosomal protein L32-1-like. The transcript has 2 exons. Bases 93 to 494 code for a protein of 133 amino acids. Lineage: Eukaryota; Viridiplantae; Streptophyta; Magnoliopsida; Fabales; Fabaceae. Gene Ontology annotation, biological process: translation. Gene Ontology annotation, molecular function: structural constituent of ribosome. Gene Ontology annotation, cellular component: cytosolic large ribosomal subunit; ribosome. The record is from RefSeq and is a predicted model, not a curated record.